This is a messenger RNA of Papaver somniferum (opium poppy), 1224 nucleotides long. Its product is annotated as 50S ribosomal protein L25-like. The transcript is spliced from 3 exons. Gene Ontology annotation, molecular function: 5S rRNA binding; structural constituent of ribosome. Gene Ontology annotation, biological process: translation. The coding region runs from base 71 to 895 and encodes 274 amino acids. Gene Ontology annotation, cellular component: ribosome; cytosolic large ribosomal subunit. The record is from RefSeq and is a predicted model, not a curated record. Lineage: Eukaryota; Viridiplantae; Streptophyta; Magnoliopsida; Ranunculales; Papaveraceae.
CUUUUCAGCAUCUGAAUCCCAGAGGGCAGAGAGAUUGAUUGAAAGUUGAGAGAGAGGGAGAUAUAGAGAAAUGGGUAGUCGAUUUUGGAGUGGCGGGGUUAAGAAAUUGGUGAAUGUUGGGAUUUACAGAGGGGAAACAUUGGCAUCAUCUAGGUAUUUUUCUACUUUGUAUCAUACAAUAGAAGCAGUACCAAGAGAAUAUACAGGAAACAAAAUAGCAGCAAAAGAUAGAGCACAAGGAAGAAUACCAACAGUAGUAUUUGCUAAAGAUCAGAGUGAUCCAAACAAACCCGUUUCAAAGAAACUACUAUUGACUACUGAGAGAAAACAAAUCAAAUCAAUUCUCGAAACUGUUGAGCUUCCAUUCUUUUGUUCUACUCGGUUUAAGCUUCAGAUUCGUGCUGGUUCUGGGUCUUCUCAUACUCUUGAUUCUGGAACUGUUCUUCCCAUCAAGGUUCAUAGGGAUCCUGAGACCGGAAGAAUCUUGAAUUUGGUAUUGCUGUGGGCAGAAGAUGGAGUUAAGGGUUUUAAAGUUAAUAUUCCUCUUGUUUUCAAAGGAGAGGACAUUUCCCCUGGACUUAAGAAAGGAGGACAUCUGCAAAGACUAGAGACUCAUCUUAGAUGUGAAUGUGCAGCUGAGCUCAUUCCUCCAAAAAUUGAAGUGGACAUAAGCAAGCUAGAUAUUGGAUACAAACUUCAUUUGAAGGAUAUCGGUGUUAGUCCGUCGUUGAAGGUUUUGACUAAGAUGGAGAACUUGCCCAUCUGUAAGGUCAUUUCAGCCACGAAGAUGGAAGCAAACAAGUUGAAAAUGGAAGCAAACAAGUUGAAAAAGGAAGCGAAGAAGUUGAAACAGGAAACAACUGUGUUAAAAGAGGCAGAUCCUGCAGUAAUCUAGAGAAUGCUGAAUUUUGCAGUCAACGUAAGCAUCUCUAUCAUCCUUAACUAGUAAGUAGAACUCUUUUCUUCAAUAUAUAUUUGGGGGUUGUUGGUCUCCUUGUUCAAACAUAAAAGUAUAAGUUAGCAUGGAAUUUUGUGAGCACCUAUAAUGUUCUUUUUUUCCUUUUGGUUGACUAUCCAUACUGUCAUUCUGCAUCUUUUUAUACGUCAUCUUUAAAAUGGACUGUCUCCGCUUUAGUUGUGGCUUGUAAUAUCAGCACACACAAACUUCUCUGUAGUCUGUACUCCUUAUUCUUAUAGAUGUUUGUCAUGCCAUUCUAGAUAAAA